AAUCUAAGAGAUACAGAACCCACCAUGGGUAAACGAAUGAGAAGAACCAGAACGCUCUGUUGCUGCGUAUCUCCUCGAGUUUCACAUCUCACUCCUCACGCCAUCUUCUCCUGGUACGAAGAGGACCUGUGGACAGAGAUAGCUAAGUUCUUGGAUGGAAAAUCUUUGGUGAUGCUUUCGGCAACUAGCAAGUGGUUCCGUCGUAUCAUUAUGGAGGACAACAUAUGGAAAUAUGCAUGCUUGCGAGACCUCCAGGUUCCUGAUCCUGGAAAAGUAUCUUUCAAAUGGAUCAACUUAUAUGCAACAGCCUUUAAUGGAUGCCACUCUUACAAGUUCCGCCAGCAGGAGAAGCAUAUUGGUAUGACCUCUCCUGCAGUUUUGCUUUUAUAUGGUGGAUUUUGGUAUUAA
This is a messenger RNA of Nicotiana tabacum (common tobacco), 408 nucleotides long. The record is from RefSeq and is a predicted model, not a curated record. NCBI's taxonomy places the organism in Eukaryota, Viridiplantae, Streptophyta, Magnoliopsida, Solanales, Solanaceae.